This is a messenger RNA of Nerophis lumbriciformis (worm pipefish), 993 nucleotides long. Lineage: Eukaryota; Metazoa; Chordata; Actinopteri; Syngnathiformes; Syngnathidae. The record is from RefSeq and is a predicted model, not a curated record.
AUGUCCAAUGAAAGUUGUGGUUUACCCUUGGACACGGACGUGUUGGGCUUGACUUGUAUCUACGGUCUGGUUUUCUCUGUUGGAUUGCCUUCUAACCUGCUGUCCCUCUGGGGGUUGUACCACCUUUGCCGCUCAGGUAGCGGCGGCUGCCAGCUGGUCUACAUCCUCAACCUCCUUCUCUCCGACCUCCUGCAGUUGCUCACACUCCCGUUAUGGAUGCUGUACCUCCAGGGAGCCCACCGCUGGCCCUACGGCCGACUUGCCUGCGAGUUAGUAGGCUACGUCUUCUACGUUAACGUCUACGCCAGCGUCAUGUUCCUGUGCCUGAUCGCGCUGGACCGUUGCCUGGCCAUCGUGUUCCCGCUGAGCAGUCGCAGGGUGAGGACGGUCCGGGUGGCCGUCGUGUCGGGCUCGGCCGUGUGGACGCUCACCUUUCUCUUCUGCCUUUUCGGACUCUUACCGUCCGUCUUCGACUCGGAGCGACUGCUGUGUCUGGAGCAGUACCCCGUCAGCCCAAGAUAUGCUCACUUCAAAAUUACCACCGUGGCUCUGGGUUUCCUGUUGCCAGGCGCCAUACUCGGCUACACUUCAACACACAUCUGGGUCACUCUGCGCCACUCCCCCUCCUUAUCGGCUCACGAGCGUCGCAAGAUCGUGGGCGUCCUAGUGGUCAUUACUGUCAAUUUCAUCGCUGUGUUUGGACCUUACCACCUGGUGGGCGGGUACAGAUUCGCGUCCUUGCUGAGGACCGACGAGCCGUGCGAACUGGAGCGCUCCAUCUUUUUGCUUUACCGCCUCUGCUAUGGGUUGACGAGCCUGAACACGAUGCUCGAUCCUCUCUUCUACAUCUUCCUGUGCGCCGAUGCCCGGCUGGAGCUGCGGAGGUCGCUGCCCUGCUUGGGACGUGGCAAAGACACAGCUGCGAGCCCCAGAGUUCAUAUGGAUUCCCGGAGAGACAAGGAAAGUGGAUGUGAAAAUCCUAUCAUAACCUAG